AUGGCCGACGAGGAACCACGCGACAUUAAACUUGAUCUUGAAAAGGACUGCCUGGCGAACAACUGCCAACAUAAAGUGCUCGCCUACAAUGCCUGCCUCGAGCGCAUCAAGGAUAUCCCUUCAGAAAAGGAGCCCCACUGCUACCACCAAUACUUUGAUAUAGUUCAUUGCGUCGAUGUGUGCGUUGACCCAAAGCUGUGGCCAACGUUGGUGUAA
Molecule: messenger RNA, 216 nt
Organism: Trypanosoma brucei brucei TREU927
Lineage: Eukaryota; Euglenozoa; Kinetoplastea; Trypanosomatida; Trypanosomatidae
Product: ubiquinol-cytochrome C reductase, putative
Exons: 1
Coding region: 1-216 (71 amino acids)
Biological process (GO): mitochondrial electron transport, ubiquinol to cytochrome c
Source: RefSeq, a predicted model, not a curated record